AUGCACGUUGCCCGCUCCGCGUAUCGCCAGCUGCUACGCGUCGGCAAGGAGGUCUCGGACAGGUACGCUGACCCGAAUGACAUGUGCUUUGCGCUCUUUGGCGUUCUGGUGAGCCGGCACGACUUCAUCAACGCCGGCUACGGCAGCACCUUCCCCGCUAUUCUGCGCACCUGCUUUCUACGUCCGUCCAUCACCGGCUACCCGCACGACACGGCGAGCGCGCGCACGAGCGCUGCCUUUGAUGCCCUUCGGCGGCUGAACGAGCUGAAGGCGUCCAAUGCGGCCUUCCGCAUUCGCGAGCUGCGGCGGGUCAUGUCAGACGCGGCAGACCAGGGUAGCGCUAGCACCGUCGCAGCCGCAUCCGCAUCGACGGAUGCCACCCCCACCCCCUUGCCCUCAUCCGCAGCUGCGGGCCAAGCAACGGCGCCGUCCUUGUCAUUUGCGUCGCAGGGGAGGACCCACACCACCGCUGUGACGUACCCGCUCGACGACGAAGGCGUUCACCUCAUCCGUGGCAGCGUCCUGAUCGAGCGCUCCUCGCGACGCCGCAUCCAGAACUUCACGCGCCACUGUGUCGUGUGUGAGCCAAUCAACAUGGCCUUCCCGCCAUACCGCUUCUGUGUUCCGCCGGAGCCGUCCUACUUACUCGCCGUGCGCAGCGAGUUUGCCCUGUACGCCAUCACCGAUGUGCUCUUGGCGCUCUCGGCGACGAGCAUCUUCAAUGCACAUCGGCAUGCCUACAUGUCUCAUCAUCAGCAGCAGCAGUCCGCCGAGAUCGGUCAGUCGUUGACGAACAGUGGCAUUCGCGUUAGCGGCGGUGACGAGGUGACCGAGGACGCGCCAUCAAGGCAGGAGGGCGCUGGUAACAGCAGCAGGAGGGCGAAGGGCGUCGCGGUUGCGACGGCACCGCUACUGAAGACGCGCCGGUUUCCCACCACACGUGAAGAGGUGCAGGAGCUGGUGCGCCGAAUUCCGACCCGGACAGUGAUCCAGACAGACGUGCUUGAGGUGGAGAUUACGACCGAGUACGUCUGCUCUAACCCGUCGGCGGCAACGGCAGCAUCGCCAUCGGCGGCCGAGCAUCUGGCCAAGCAGAGCAGGGAUGGCGUGUUCUCGUCGACGACGCCGCUGAAGCAAGGAGCGGCCGCUGACGGAUGUGGUGGCAGCGCCUCCGCCAGGACUGCGGUGCAGGGCGACGAUGCCAAGGCGUACUUGUUUCUCUACUACGUCUAUAUCCGCAACCGCGGUCCGUUGAAGAAUCCCAAGAGGUGGCAUGCGCAGGUGCUGUCGCACCACCUUGUUGUGAUUGACGCGGCACAGGCACAAGUACUGGAGAUGGGUCGACCUGGCGUUGUCGGCAACUUUCCACUGCUGCAGCCGGGUGCGUCGCACUGCUUCGAGAGCGGCGCGACCCUUUCCGGCCCGGAAGGGUUCCUCCGCGGCUCCAUCCAGGUAAACCUCUUCAACGACGCGGGUGAGGUGAUGAUGCUCGACGCGGCGAUCGCGCCGACACGGCUGACGGUGGAGGUGACAAGCGCCAUCGGCUUCACCUCUUCCAAGAACGCCAAGGAGGAGCUCGUGCAGCGGAACCGGGACCCGUCAGCGCAGCCGCCGUCGGGCGCACGCGCGCCUGAGGAUGGCGCCGAUCGGGAGGGAAAGCACUCACUCUCCGCGGACGGGGCCGCCGAGGCGUCGGAAAACGACCGCGACAGCUCCUCAAAGCCGAAGGGUGGCAAGUAA
Messenger RNA from Leishmania major strain Friedlin, 1740 nucleotides. RefSeq lists its product as hypothetical. The record is from RefSeq and is a predicted model, not a curated record. Gene Ontology annotation, biological process: error-free translesion synthesis. Gene Ontology annotation, cellular component: nucleus; mitochondrial nucleoid. Lineage: Eukaryota; Euglenozoa; Kinetoplastea; Trypanosomatida; Trypanosomatidae. Bases 1 to 1740 code for a protein of 579 amino acids. The transcript has a single exon.